Messenger RNA from Lotus japonicus, 1281 nucleotides. RefSeq names its product protein FLX-like 1. The coding region runs from base 81 to 1064 and encodes 327 amino acids. NCBI's taxonomy places the organism in Eukaryota, Viridiplantae, Streptophyta, Magnoliopsida, Fabales, Fabaceae. The transcript has 4 exons. The record is from RefSeq and is a predicted model, not a curated record.
AACUCCGUGUUAGCGCAGUGCACACAGCAACACUCUUCCAUUCACGCACUAACCACCACUCUCCCACUCGCAUUUCAAUCAUGUCCGGCCGGAACCGCGGCCCACCGCCGCAUCAUCCACCUCACGCCGGUUUAUCCCCGCCGGUCCACGACCCAAUGUUCGGGGCAAGAGGCGGAGGAGCUAUUCCCCCUCAUCAUCAUCAUCCUCAUCACCAUCACCAUCCAGCGUUUCUAGAAGAAUUGCGCGAGUCGCAGUUAGGGUUAGGCCCCCGUCCCCUCCCGCUCCACCCGGCGGCCGUCAUCGAAGAGCGCCUCGCCGCCCAGCACGGAGAGAUCCAGGGCCUCUUGGGCGACAACCAGUCGCUCGCUGCCACCCACGUCGCUCUGAAGCAGGAGCAGGAGGCUGCCCAGCACGAGCUGCAGCGGAUGGCGCACUUCAAUGAAUCCCUCCGGGCCGACACCGAGGGUCGAAUGAGGGAGCUGUGUGACAAGUCUGCUCAUCUGGAGGCCGAGCUUCGCGGCGCCGAGGCUGCCCGGGCUGAGCUCCUCCAGCUUCAUGCUGACAUCAAGGAGCUCACGGUGGUUCGGCAGGACUUGUCUGGUCAGGUGCAGGCCAUGACUCAUGACCUGGGCAGGAUGAACAACGAUUUGAAACAGGUGCCGGCUCUCAAAGCCGAUGUUGAGGCCAUGAGACAAGAGCUGCAACGUGCAAGAGCUGCCAUUGAAUAUGAGAAGAAAGGAUUUGCGGAAAACUAUGAACAUGGUCAAGUGAUGGAGAAGAAAUUGAUUUCAAUGGCUCGGGAGAUGGAGAAGCUCCGCGCAGAGAUUUCGAAUGCAGAGAAGAGAGCACGCGCUGCUGCUGCAGCUGGGAAUCCAGGUCCUGGGUAUAAUGCAAAUUAUGGGAAUGCUGAGACUGGAUAUGCUGGAAAUCCUUACCCUGCCUAUUAUGGAAUGAAUCCAGUACAGCCUGGUGCAGAGAAUUUUCCUCAGUAUGGACCUGGACCUGGACCUGGACCUGGUGCUUGGGGUGCAUAUGACAUGCAGCGAGCUCAAGGACACAGAUAGAUCCGUCUAUUCUGUUAUCUUAUAACUGGUGUCUUGGGCUACAACUUAGAUUGGUACUGAGUUUUAAAGAAUUUUGUACAUCAUGGGAAAUUGUCUAUUAGAUGCUCCUUGAAGUUGUACUUUAUUAAAAGGUUCAUAGUAGAUUGAUGAUUCAAUGGAUGAUAUUUGUAUAUGGUGUCAAUUAAUGGAUAUUUUGCUGUAUAAUAACUUUUCUUGA